Messenger RNA from Hypomesus transpacificus, 2529 nucleotides. It is a transcript of the gene odf3l2a, whose product is annotated as outer dense fiber of sperm tails 3-like 2a. The transcript has 4 exons. Bases 1727 to 2512 code for a protein of 261 amino acids. NCBI's taxonomy places the organism in Eukaryota, Metazoa, Chordata, Actinopteri, Osmeriformes, Osmeridae. The record is from RefSeq and is a predicted model, not a curated record. Gene Ontology annotation, cellular component: cytoskeleton.
AUUUUUGAAGGACACUUUCCUGGCGUGUUCAGCUGUGAUCUUCCAACUCUUCAUUUUUAUACCGCUAACAUUAUCCUAGAAGGGCAUAACCCCAAACACACACAACCCCGAGCAUAACUGAGUCAGCCCACACUUCGUCUCUUUCUUGUCAGAAUUAAUCAAUUCUAUAAAUAUCUCUGACCUAGAGCCUAGUAAAAACAGUUUCCAUGCCUGGACCAUGACAUCAAGACUCUCCAUCCUGGAGUCUGCUUUAUUGAUACCUCAGAAAGCAUAUCACACAUGCAGAAAUUCAGUUACACCAUCAUCUUGAGACAAAUCUACCUAACGGGUGGUUUUAACAUCAUUGUAAUCCCUCUUUCUGGAGGAUGAGCUGGGUUCUAGAACACUCUGUUUUAUCUGGUGUUGAGGUAACGUGAGUCUGGGUGACCCUGCGUGUUUGCGGACACCACCUGUGUAGUCUGUCUUGCGUUGAUGACUCGUUAGGGUCCAGUUACUCAGCCUCUCCGGGCCGCUGCUUGUUAAUAUUUAAGUAGUGUUUGCUGCUCACAGCUUUGCUUGCAGGCUUUAGUUACCUCUGUACCUAGAGGUAGAAGGACUAGAGUGGCCCUCAUGCUUUGCCUGGUGGUGUCAUGCUGGCCAUACUGGGUGCUGCGCACGAGAUGAAGUCCCCUCUGCUGGCUGCCUUAAUGGAGGAACUACAGGUCCAGUGAAAUCUGUCACGCUGUCCUGACUUCAUGAAGUCUCAUAGCCUCUCUUAACUUUCCAGCCAAGCUGAAGGAACAGUCUGGAAGCCCUAGCUCUAGCUGUAAUUAGCAGUCCUGUUGCUAUACAGUUCUUACAGCAGCCCAGUGACACGACUACAGACUAUGUAAUGAGACGCAGCGUAACACUAAUGAUAUGUUGGGUUUUGCCUGAGUGCUCGGCUGUGUGUCUCUGCCCUGCAACUGCCUCCAUCCCGCUCUUCGUCCUGCCUCUAAACACACACAGGAACAUGAGACGCGUAUUCUGCAUGAAAAUCUGAAAACUUGAUCGCGAGAGGUCAGAUGCAGAUUUGGGCGUAGCCUGAGGGGUGGGGGGUGAGGUGUGGGAGAGAGAGAGAGAGAAAGAGAGAGAGAGAGAGAGGGAAUGAGAGAUAUGUUAUAUAGAGUUUCUCCACCUUGUGGACAUGUAUAAUUAAUCUUCCCUGAAGAGACUAGUGCAAUACUCAAGUACAGGAUGUAUCUGGUCUGACCAGAGAGAGAGAGAAAAAGAAGUAGAAGAAAGGAAGAAAAAAAGGACUAAAAAGCAGGAAAAGAGAGACGGGUUAUGGGGGAAGUGGUGCCCAGACGUCCAAUCAUCGCUGGAAGAGAGAGAGGUCAGUCAAAGUCACCUGUUAAAUAGGAUGGACACCUGAUUGACCUUGACUCAUUAGUCAUGGUGCGUCCACAUUGACACUCCUCAGAGAGAGCCAAACAAUAGACUGUGUCACAGUGCAGGGUGUCAACCGUUCAAAAUUCAAUGAAUGAUUAUAGUGAUUCAAUGAUGAUUAUAUAUAUUCAAUGAAUGAGCAUGUAGAUGUAUUUGCUCAUAGACAAGAGAACUAGUGAAUGUUUGUCGUCUAAUCUACUGUAAACAGACCAGUUGUUUGCUUCUGUUAGGAUUCAUACAGUACAUUUGACUGACAGCUCUUUACUUGUACAUAAGAUACUACUGCAGGGCACGCAAUGCUGUAGCUUAAUUUCUUUACAUGACUUGUUACAUUCAUUCUGUCAUCGCCUUUGUCAUCAUUGUUCUAAUCAUCCUCAACUCUGCGUUGCUAGGGCCAGGUCCUGGUCGCUAUGCUCUCCCUCCGACGGUUGGCUACAUCAACCAUGACCUCACCAAGCCCAGUAGUCCCGCCUACUCCUUCCACAGUCGCAUGAGCAGCACCAUGGUGUCUGUCGACUCCAGCCCAGGACCACGGUACCACGUCGAUUCCAAGAUGACACGCUUCGGACGGGUGGGAACCCCUUCCUACUCUAUGCUGGGCAGGAACAAACGUGCUAACAAGCUGUUCCAGACCCCGGGACCGGGAGCCUAUAGCCCAGAGAAAGCCCCGCCUCUAAAUGGACAGCGUAGACCGCCCUCUUACACCAUUGGCUCCCGCACGCGCUACCGAGCAGUGGACUUUGUGCCGGCCCCCAACAGGUACACAUUGCCUCACCUGCUGGGCUCCCAGGUGCCCCACAAGGCUUCCAGUGCCAGCUACAGCAUGUCCAGCCGCCGGCAUGUCGGGGCCCCCUCGGAGGACCUGGCCAUGACCCCCGGACCGGGCCACUACAAUAGCACCGACCCCAGCGUCUACCUCCAGCGCCAGCCCUCUUUCUCCAUGCAGAGCCGGACCCCCAGGCCCAGCAAUGCGGCGUCCAUCCCUGGCCCUGGCACCCACAGCCCAGAGAAGGUCCUGGCACACCUCCCCAGGCCUCCCUCCUUCACCCUGGGAAUACGGCACUCUGAGUUUGUCACUCCUCUGGUGGUGCACGUGUCUGACUGAGACUGAGUCUCUCUCUC